ACACUUCACGCAACACACACGCACUCAAAAGUCGUCUUUUUAUUACACACAUACGCACUUCUUCUUCAUAGUACCAUAGUAUAUUUUAUACAUUUUCUUACAUGCUCUUUCAUCCAAACUCAAAGCCAACAAAAAAAGAAAACAAACCUUAAACAAACGCCUCCAAAAUCCCAACAAACCAAACCUCCCCCAACGUAAUUUUGCCGCAAAACAAUGAAAAAAUCCAAACCCCAUCUCGUAAUCUAACCCCAAAAACCCGUCACUUUGUUCACACACACCCAGAUCCACAAAACUCCUUACACGUCCAAUUAUUCAAUGACACCAAAACUUCUUUUUCUUCUUCUUCAUCUUCUUCUUCUUAAAUUCCAUGCCUUUAUUGUUGUUUUAGUUUAAUGCUGUUUAGCUAGAGAGAAAUUGAGAGACUUCUUUUGAUAGAGAGAGAAAGAGAGAGAGAGAGAGAGAGAAAGAGAGGGUGUGUGAUGGCGAGUCAGGUGGUGAAAGUGAAGAGGGAGACCGUAGAGGCAUGCAUGACGUGCCCUCUUUGUAACAAGCUCUUGAAGGAAGCGACAACCAUAUCUUUGUGCCUUCACACGUUUUGCAGGAAGUGCAUAUAUGAGAAGCUCUCAGAUGAGGAGAUGGAUUGCUGUCCUGUAUGCAACAUUGAUCUGGGUUGUCUUCCGGUGGAGAAACUCAGGCCAGACCACAAUCUGCAAGAUAUAAGGGCCAAAAUUUUCCCUCAUAAGAGGAGAAAAGUUGAAGCCCCUGAAGUUACACCUACAAAUUCACUGCCAGUUAAAAGGAAAGAGAGAUCACUAUCUUCAUUGGUGGUCAGCACUCCGAAAGUGCCGAUGCAGACUGGUUUGACUGGAAGGAGAACAAAAGCUGCAAGAAAAGCUGCUAUACGAGGUGGUUUUGCUGUUGAGGAACAUACCAAGAAAGAAGAUUCUGCAGAGGAUCAUCCUGUGAGCUCCAGCUCACAUGAUUCUCAAAACAAAAUUACUCGAAAUAAAAGGCAGAAUUUUUCAGUUGCUGAGCCUUCUAAUGAGAAAAAGCAUAAUGAAGACACAGAGAAUGAUGUGGAAAUAAUUGAAGGAAAAGCCGAUCUGUGGACACCCUUGAACUGUCUUGUUGAAGCUGCGAACAGAACCAAGUCCUCUAAGUCAAAUUCACAAGGGCCAUCCCUUGCCAAAUCAGAGCAAGCCAGUGCCCAUGAUAGUGAAGUAUAUAUGUCUGAAACCAAAGCCAGAGCAGAAUCACCCAGUGUUCUUGACAAUGAAGUGUACAUGUCUAAAAGCAAAACAAAGGAGAAUGGACAAAAUACGAAAGCACAGGAUGAAAAUAAUGGAACAACCUUACUUCCAGGGCCAGUGAAGCGUAGAAGGUUGCGUGCAGCCAGUCGAAAAAGCACAGCGGCAUCUGGGAAGCUUCACCCCUCGGCACAAGCUAUGCUAGAUGUUGCAGGUUCUAAGCGCAACAGAAAAAAUAGUCCAAUUUGGUUCUCAUUGGUUGCUUCUGAAGACCGGAAAGGAGAUGUUUCCUUGCCUCAGAUAUCUGCAUGUUACUUGAGGAUAAAGGAUGGAAAAAUGCCUGUAUCAUUUAUCCAAAAGUAUCUUAUGAAGAAACUUGAUCUUACAAGUGAAGCUGAGGUGGAGAUAAUGUGCCGGGGUCAGCCAGUGGUUCCAUCGUUGCAACUACAGAACUUAGUAGAUCUGUGGUUUAGGACAGCAUCAACUUCGAAAAAAGUACCGGCAUCUGUUGGCUCUUCUGCCAAGGACUUUGUGAUGGUCCUUUCAUAUUGCCGAAAAGUCCAAACCCCUUGAGAGAGAAUUUUUUUUCUUUGUUGUCUUGGCAAUAUACAUCUUUAGUUAUCCAAGUUGUUUGGAUCUUUAUAGCUGCAUUGACUGCAAGGUCAUUUGAUCCAUCAUGUAUGUUUGUACCAUGCAAGUUUUUAUAUGAAUAAAGAUUUAAUUAAUUUUGUUA
Quercus robur (English oak) is the source of this 1980-nucleotide messenger RNA. Its product is annotated as E3 ubiquitin protein ligase DRIP2-like. Lineage: Eukaryota; Viridiplantae; Streptophyta; Magnoliopsida; Fagales; Fagaceae. The coding region runs from base 480 to 1820 and encodes 446 amino acids. The record is from RefSeq and is a predicted model, not a curated record. Gene Ontology annotation, molecular function: ubiquitin-protein transferase activity. The transcript has 7 exons.